Messenger RNA from Tripterygium wilfordii, 1212 nucleotides. RefSeq lists its product as uncharacterized. The record is from RefSeq and is a predicted model, not a curated record. The coding region runs from base 37 to 1059 and encodes 340 amino acids. The transcript is spliced from 3 exons. Lineage: Eukaryota; Viridiplantae; Streptophyta; Magnoliopsida; Celastrales; Celastraceae.
UGACACAUUGGACAUUUGUCUCCGUCUCUAUUUCCCAUGAAGCCUAAAUAUAUAAAUCACCCCUCUUGUCCAGGUUUCUCCUCUCCUCUACUACCGACUAGUCUCCUUCUAUAUAUAUCUUCAUCUUCCUUCCGUCCUUGUUUGGGGAAUUUGAUAGAACGAGGGAUGGGGGACUUGGCGAGAUUAGAGCUUGAAGAACUCUACCUGGGAGUCCCCGACGAUUCCGUCAAUCUCACCUUCCAACACCUUGCAGACGUCAAACAAAAGCCUGCAGGGAAGAAGAAGCCCACCUCCGCUGUCACCAUCAUGGAAGCCAUUGAAGAAGUUAAAACCCCCAAUCACGCCUCUUCGCCAUUGAAAAAAUUACCCAGCCUUGAUUUCAAUCGCGCCUUACAACCAUCCAAACCUCACAAUCUCCAUCUCCAUCCAGAUCAUCAUCAUCAUCCUCGUAGUAGUAACCAUGUGGUAAAGAGUAGCAUCGGAGCAUUAGACGACAUAAGCGGCGUGAGUAUGGCUUCCACCUUUCCAGAUAGAGGCGGACGGCGUCGGCCUGGAAUUCCUCAUUCCAGUAUCUGCACCAUUUGCACCACUUACAUUUAUAUUUUCAGGCACCGGUGCCUCGUUUGUGGAAGGGUCUACUGCAGGAACUGUGUAGCCUUGGGCAUGGGAGACAUGACGGAAGGAAGAAAAUGCCUCGACUGUCUGGGCAGAAGAUUCAGCCAACGGUACAUAAAUAAAGCAGGGAAGGUUGGGUGUUGGUCAAGGUACCCAGCAAUGGUUAAGCAAGCAGAGCUCAAAUGGGCUGAGAAAGGGCCUAGGAGGAGCGGUGAAAGAGGCAGCUACAGUCGCAGCCGUGUUAUCAUGUCCAGAUCAAUGGACCCCCCUACCAGGCCCAGGCCACAUCGUGGAAGUGGAACUAGGAAUCCUCCUAAUUCUUUUGUCAACCCGUCCUCUCCUUAUUCCCCUAAUUAUGCUACAAGGAAUCCUCCUCCUUUUGUCACUCCGCCCUCUCCUUAUUCCCCUUAUACUACUCCUACUCACCAUCACCUCCCACUUUAAUUAUAAUCCUAUAUAUAUAUUCUGUAAGCUAAAUACAUCACCGGAUUGUUUUUAUUUUUUGGGUAUGUAGUGUUGUUUCAUGUGUGUUCCGUGGGGUGAUGAUCAUUGAGCAAGGAGACCACUUGAGUAUCAUUAUUCCACUUGUUAUUUCAU